AUGAGUAAAAACGUAAGCUUUUAUUCUCCUGAUUUAGAAGUCUCAGCACAGCGCAAGACCAGGCGAUUAAGAGAUGAAUUUGAAAGAUCAGUUGAUAUUGACAAUGUUAGGUUAGGCUAUUUCAAGUCAGGCGCUAGCCAUAUUGGUGACGCAGCCACCAAAGACCUACCCUUAUAUGAGAGGUUCUACAGCUUUUCGACUCCAGCUCAGAGGGUCUAUCCCCUAAAAGCUGGUGCCGCUUCUGGUGCCUUCUGCCUCCUCCUUGCUUUGAGACUUCAGUCUUGAUUGGGUAGCUUUUGGAGUUCUUAGAUCAUGCUACAGCCGAUUGGAGCUGCUUGAUUCCAUGGAUCCUUGAAGUCUGUUGGGUAUAAAAGUGCCUUCCUUCGAAAGCUACAUGAAAAAGACUGCAGCUUUGCGGCCUAGGUGAAACCCUUAGCUUCUCGGUAGAGGAAUGCUCAUGGGUCGUUGAAUCCAAAAACAUUGUUAGGCACCUCCAACCACAGGAAAGCAGCCAAAAUCUAUCAGAUAUACAUCUCUUGAGCAUACAAUUGCUUUUCGGCUCGGAAUCUAUCCCAGUUCGCCAUAGCCAUAAGGUCUAAACUGUUGCACCAAGAGAGCAAGUUGGCACGAGUCGCAAUUUUAAUGUAUGAUAUUGACAAGGUAAUUAUAAAUUAGGAACUCCUUAAGAGCAUGCAAGCCGAUAUCAAAAGAGCAGAAACUGUUGCUGACAACCUCAGAGAAGAAAAAGCUAAAUUAAAAUCAGCACUCGCAGAUUCGUUAGAAAAAAGAGACGAACUGUAUAAUAAAGCUAUAGAAUUUAAAAGGUCAAGAGAUGAAGCUUUGAUGAGAAGCGAAUACUUGGAAGAAAAACUGAAGGAUUUGAAAUUUGCUCAGAGCGAUAUUGAAUUAUUGAGAAAACAAAUUAUUAGCAGAGAUGCACUAAUUAAGGAACUGUCUGAAAAAAUUAAAAAAAUUCAAAGUGAGGGAGACGAUAGAAAUCCGUGGAGAGAUACGUUUGGAGUUCCUGAGGCUGGCAAAAAUGAGUAUUGCAAUUAUCGAGAAGGAAUAGAAGAUGAAAUUAUGGCGGUUGGGAUGUAUAUUUUAAGAAAUAUACAAGAAUUUCAAUUGUUAAACUUCGCGUUCAAAAAAAGCUUUGCAACUCCUUCAGACUUUAAAGACUUGCUUGAAGGCGGGCAAUGAGACAAAGCAUUUCUUAAGACGCUGAGGUUUAUAGAAGAGCUAAUUAUGAUACAAAAAUCAGAAACGCGCCAAAAAAAGACUUAUAAUUUAGAUUCAGAUCCCCGUCAAAGCCCAGAAAAAAGGCAAGACUCACGGCAAAAGCGUUAUAAUAUUGAGCAGGACCAUCAUAAAAUUUCAACUCCAAAAACAAAACGAGCCAUAAAAACCCAGCCUUCUACUAGCCCAGCUUCUUCAAAUACGCCAAAUUCUUUUGCUCACGCCAAUUCAUAUCUAUCGACAAGUAUCAACGACGAAAAUUACCACAAGCUGAUGGACGAAAGCCAAACCUUGCUUGAGUCUUUAUCUCAUCAAAAUUUGCGAAUUUCUAAGCUGAAUCAGCAAAUCAAUGAAACGAUGAAUCUUACGAAUAAACCCACGCCAAAAACACUUAAGCUCUCUGCUAGUAAUCCUCAGUUAAAAGUUGAUACUAGCAAAGCAAAACUGCAAGAAAGAAAGAAAAAUCUAAAGCUCGAUUUAUCAGAGCCUGAAAUCAAUUCUACUUCAAGAUUAAUUUCGCCAAAAGACACUUUGUCUUCUUCAAGGGGAAGAAGCAAAUCAAAAACAGGAAAACCAAGAAAUAACAUGGGGCCAUCCAGCGAAAGAGUAAUGCCAAUAAUGAGAAAAGCUGAUGGCUGGGAAAGUGUAGAAGAUUUUUUUGGAAGUCGUGAUCAAACUAAAUAA
Blepharisma stoltei is the source of this 1920-nucleotide messenger RNA. The record is from the annotation of a GenBank genome assembly. Lineage: Eukaryota; Ciliophora; Heterotrichea; Heterotrichida; Blepharismidae.